GGAUAGAACUGUGGUAGCAGUAUAUACAGAGCAUGGUCUGAAGAGGAAACAGGGUUGAGACACGGAGACAUUUGGGAGCCAUCUGCAAUGGUCGAGGCAAGAAAUGACGUCCUGGACUGGAUGUGUAGCAGUGAAGACAAAAGGGGAAAACAGCUUCUAGAGGAGAGACAGAAAAUGAGCAGAGAAUGGCAGCAAGAGGUACAACUUCAGAAGUAGAAGGCAACCAACCGACUGGCACAGAAAACUCAUCCAUUGUGACUGUGGCAGGCCCCGGGGCGGAAACCAAGGCAGGCCAGCCUCUGGAAAACAGCUCGUUCAUGGCCGAGCUUCUGAGCGACGUGCCCUUCACGUUGGCCCCGCACGUGCUGGCCGUGCAGGGCACCAUCAGUGACCUUCCAGACCACCUGCUCACCUGUGACAUCAGCGAAAACUUAUCACGGUUUUGGUAUGAUUUUACUCUUGAAAAUUCAGUGCUCUGUGAUUCAUAGUUUUUAUAUUUGUACCUUAACAGCUUUAAAACAAAAGUUUGCCAUUGUAUUUAACGUGUUUGAUGUUCUUUGCCAUUUCACUGUCUAAAUGCCCUCAGAAAAGCAAGGAUCAGAAAGUAUGUUCAUUGCUCUGUUUUUCAGAAUAAAGUACAUUUGUAUAAAAA
This is a messenger RNA of Myotis lucifugus (little brown bat), 652 nucleotides long. RefSeq names its product UBAP1-MVB12-associated (UMA) domain containing 1 (gene UMAD1). Lineage: Eukaryota; Metazoa; Chordata; Mammalia; Chiroptera; Vespertilionidae. The record is from RefSeq and is a predicted model, not a curated record. The transcript is spliced from 3 exons. The coding region runs from base 186 to 488 and encodes 100 amino acids.